AUGAACUUACAAGCCCAAGAGGGCAAUGCCAAAAAGGCCACAAUUACAGAGGAAGUGAAUAAAAAGAGGGAUGCGUCGUUGAAGGCCAGGGACGUCGACGCCCCUAUUCAAGCUGGUACAACAUCCCCUAACCGGUCUCCCGGUAAAACACGUCGCCUUAACUCUCCGGCCGCCCCCAUUGAAGCUGGUAUAACACCCGUUGACCGGUCUCCCGGUAAAACACGUCGCCUUAACUCUCCGGACGCCCCUAUUCAAGCCGGUACAACAUCCCCUAACCGGUCCCCCGGUAAAACAUGUCACCUCAACUUUCCAGACGCCCCCAUUGAAGCUGGUGCAACAUCCCCUAACCAGCCCCCCAGUGAGCGGCCUUGCCUCAACUCUCCAGACGCCCUCGUGUCACCGGCAGAAGCGCUGGGCGGCGUGUCCAUAUCGUCCCCAGUGCAGCCAGUCUCAGCUGUUAACAAAAAGCGUCGCGAGGGGCUCCGGAAGCGAGAGACCUUGAAACGAUUGUAUAAUUUUCAAUUCAGGGUGCUUAACGAUUAUGACCCAAAAGCGAUAGGUUCAUAUCAGCAGAUGGUGGAUAAGCUCAACGCGAUUGAGACUGAAGACCCUCCCAGGACUGGCCAGCUUGGUGUCUUCAUCGCGGCCACUACUUUUCAGAGCUUGCUGUUCCUCAAAAUAACAGGAACGCCGAAUCAGCUGCAGAGCAUACCCUCACGGGUAGACCUCAUCGGUACGACUCUUGGGCUUCCGUUGGCCCUGAUUUCUGGCCAAUAUCUGCUACGACUCGACGAGCUUGCCUACGAUGACAAAGGCGCUCACGAAGACACUCCCGCUCCAAAAGAUGUCGGUUCGAAAAACGGCGUCAGCGUGUCCAAAGUUAAAUAUAGUUUUGGCGACUGGUAUGUAACGCUCACACAGCUCGACCAAGCGCUGGGUAUAUUGGACAAGAAUGAAUUUUGGCUUCGAGGCCAAGUCUCCACCGUCUCUGCCGUUCUGGCGGAUUCGGUGCCCUUGUUCUGUUACCGUUGUUACGCUCCUGGCCACAUGGUUAACAAAUGCCCUUCUGAUGAGCCAAGGCGGUGCGGAAAAUGCGCCGAAGUUGGCCGACAUGACACCAGAAACUGUGAAAUCACCGACGUGAAAAUGUUUACAUGCUGCAAUUGCGGAAUGCGAGGCCAUGCCGCCUUCCACCAAAUCUGCCGUCACCCCCCGUCCGUGGCCGAGUGGAAGCGAGCAUCGGAUGCCAGGAAGAUGCUGCCGGCCUGGGCUCACGCAUGGGCAAAGCAAAGGUCCAACGCCGCACAGCAGAACCCAGGGCCGGCCUCGACUCAGAAGCAAGACGAAGCGGCCAAGCCUGGCAAGAAAAAGCGAGGGAGGCCGCGCAAGAAUGCUGCAGCGCAGCCCGAGAAUGCGGCUGUGCCAGGAGCAAUGGACCUUGACACGCAACCGCAGCAUGUCGAUCACCCAAUGGGCGGCAUGGAUCAAGGUGAAAAGGAAGUGGACCAGUGCAACACUCCCAAGAAGCGAGCACCGGGCCGACCCAAGAAUCCGCCCAAGCUUGACGCAAGUCAGACUUCCCUUGACGGUUUUUGCAAACCACGCAAUAGCCAGGCAUAA
This is a messenger RNA of Metarhizium brunneum ARSEF 3297, 1620 nucleotides long. NCBI's taxonomy places the organism in Eukaryota, Fungi, Ascomycota, Sordariomycetes, Hypocreales, Clavicipitaceae. The record is from RefSeq and is a predicted model, not a curated record.